ACCCCAAAUCUAUUCAAAACACACACAACAAAGUAAACAAAAUCACUUAACUUUAAUUUGGUCUCUACUUUUUUGUUCAAACAUGGAUUUUGUUGAUUCUUCAUUUUUCCAAUUUCAAUACCAAAACCUUAACACUUCAUUUUCAAAUUCAUCUUCUUUUUCAGAAAACAUUUCAUGGGAUGAUUUCUUUUUCUCCAAUGAAGACAACACCAACAAUAACAAUCACAAUAGCAACACUUUUCCCUUGAACUCCACUCAUCAAAACACACAAGAAAUUUCAUUAUCAAAUUCCAAUUCUAACACUUCAAACUCUCAAAUAAGUUCAGAAUCACAAGAAGUUUCAUCUAAUUCUUCAACUCAAGUUAUAGAAACACAAUCAUCAUCAUCAUUAUCAUCCCCUAAGAGGCCAUACAGAGGAGUUAGGAGAAGACCAUGGGGGAAAUUCGCGGCCGAGAUAAGAGACUCAACAAGAAAUGGUGUUAGAGUUUGGAUUGGAACAUUUGAUACCGCUGAAGCAGCUGCUUUAGCUUAUGAUCAAGCAGCUUUAACAACAAGAGGUUCAAUGGCAGUGUUGAAUUUUCCUGAACAAGUUGUGAGAGAAUCAUUGAAAGAUAUGGUGAUUAACAAGUCAUGGGAAAAUGAUGGUUCUUCUCCUGUUUUAGCACUUAAGAGGAAACACACUUUGAAAAGAAAAUCUAAAGCAAGUAAUAGCAAAAAGACCAAAAGGGGAGAAAAGGAAUUAAUGGAGAAUAAUGUUGUUUCAGAAAAUGUGUUGGUUUUGGAAGAUUUGGGUUCUGAAUAUUUAGACCAACUUCUUAGUUUAAGUACUUCUUCUCAAGUCUUUUGUUAGUUUCCUUUGUUUGUUGAGUUUUUUCUUUCAUGUUAAUUAAUUCUUUUAUGACUUCAAAAUUUGUAGUAAGCAUUGAUCAUAAUUCUUUCCUUUUCAUCCCCUUUGUUGGUUUUCUUCCAUUUGGAUUGUAGUCAAUAGAGAGAGAGAAGGUAGGAAAGAAUGCAAUUGUAUAAAUUUUGUCUCUAAGAAACAUUUCACAAAUAAUUAUUGUUGAAAAGUUUAAAUUA
Messenger RNA from Trifolium pratense (red clover), 1077 nucleotides. RefSeq names its product ethylene-response factor C3-like. NCBI's taxonomy places the organism in Eukaryota, Viridiplantae, Streptophyta, Magnoliopsida, Fabales, Fabaceae. Gene Ontology annotation, molecular function: DNA binding; DNA-binding transcription factor activity. Gene Ontology annotation, biological process: ethylene-activated signaling pathway; regulation of DNA-templated transcription. The transcript has a single exon. The coding region runs from base 83 to 850 and encodes 255 amino acids. The record is from RefSeq and is a predicted model, not a curated record.